Messenger RNA from Pyrgilauda ruficollis (rufous-necked snowfinch), 3199 nucleotides. It is a transcript of the gene KCNS2, whose product is annotated as potassium voltage-gated channel modifier subfamily S member 2. Gene Ontology annotation, cellular component: voltage-gated potassium channel complex; membrane. The transcript has 2 exons. The record is from RefSeq and is a predicted model, not a curated record. Gene Ontology annotation, molecular function: voltage-gated potassium channel activity; protein binding. Gene Ontology annotation, biological process: protein homooligomerization; regulation of delayed rectifier potassium channel activity; potassium ion transmembrane transport. Bases 1 to 1521 code for a protein of 506 amino acids. NCBI's taxonomy places the organism in Eukaryota, Metazoa, Chordata, Aves, Passeriformes, Passeridae.
AUGGGCGGGCGGGGUAGCGGCACCCGCACCCCCGGUCCCUUCCCGGCAGCGUUUUCAUUCCCUACCCACCUUUGGAAGGAGCUCACUAUGACAGGGCAGAGUCUGAGCGCUUUAUCUGAAGCGAAUUUUGAAGACAAUGAGAUCAGCAUCAACGUUGGAGGCUUUAAGAAAAAGAUGAGAUCCAACACAUUAUUAAGGUUCCCCGAGACCAGGCUGGGCAAAUUGUUGAGCUGCCACUCAAAGGAGUCGAUACUGGAGCUUUGUGAUGACUAUGAUGACACCAAGAAUGAAUUUUAUUUUGACAGGAACCCUGAGCUCUUUCCUUAUGUGCUACAUUUUUAUAACACUGGCAAGCUCCAUGUGAUGGGUGAACUCUGUGUCUUCUCUUUCAGCCAGGAGAUUGAAUACUGGGGAAUCAAUGAAUUCUUUAUAGACUCCUGCUGCAGUUAUAGCUACCAUGGGAGGAAAAUGGAGCCAGACCAAGAGAAAUGGGAGGAACAAAGUGACCAGGAAAGUACGACAUCUUCUUUUGAUGAGAUUUUGGCAUUCUACAAUGAUGCCUCUAAAUUUGACAAACAGCCCUUUGGAAACAUCAGGAGGCAGCUCUGGCUUGCUUUGGAUAAUCCUGGGUACUCGGUUUUAAGCCGCAUCUUCAGUGUCCUUUCAAUAGUGGUGGUGUUGGGCUCCAUUGUGACCAUGUGCCUGAACAGCCUCCCAGACUUCCAGAUUGUUGACAGCAACGGGAACACCGAGGAAGACCCUCGCUUUGAAAUCGUGGAACAUUUUGGUAUUGCAUGGUUCACUUUUGAACUGGUGGCAAGAUUUGCAGUAGCACCUGACUUUUUAAAAUUUUUCAAGCAUGCCCUGAAUUUGAUUGACCUAAUGUCCAUCCUUCCAUUUUAUAUUACACUAAUUGUCAACUUGGUGGUGGAAAGUAGCCCAACUUUAGCAAAUUUAGGCAGAGUUGCACAAGUCCUGAGACUCAUGAGGAUUUUCCGCAUAUUAAAGCUUGCUAGACACUCCACAGGUCUCAGGUCUCUUGGAGCCACUCUGAAGUACAGCUACAGAGAGGUGGGGCUUCUUUUACUCUACCUCUCUGUUGGCAUCUCCAUUUUCUCAGUAGUGGCUUACACCAUUGAGAAAGAAGACAAUGAGGGGUUAGCCACCAUCCCUGCUUGUUGGUGGUGGGCUACUGUUAGCAUGACCACCGUUGGCUACGGGGAUGUGGUGCCAGGGAGCACUGCUGGCAAGCUGACGGCAUCUGCAUGCAUCCUAGCUGGUAUCCUCGUGGUAGUGCUUCCCAUUACACUGAUCUUUAAUAAAUUCUCCCACUUCUAUAGGCGCCAGAAGCAGUUAGAGAGUGCCAUGAGAAGCUGUGAUUUUGGUGACGGCAUGAAAGAAGUUCCAUCUGUCAACUUAAGGGACUACUAUGCUUAUAAAGUUAAAUCCCUUAUGGCCAGUCUGACCAAUAUGAGCAGGAGUACCCCCAGUGAGUUGAGCCUGAAUGAUUCACUGCAUUAGUGUACAAGUCUGACAGCAGUUUGCAUGAGAGCUACCAAGAGCUAUGUUUAUAAAUGUUUUCCUAUUUGUCUUUUUUUUUUUUUUCCUAGAAGAUAGUGUUGCUGACACUGCACUUUGCACUUGAGAAACUAAAGACAUUUCUAUUACAAGUUAAGAGUUUGCACAUUUUCAUCCUGUUGCAUAAGGGUACUAAGUGCUGACUUUUCCAUGCAAAUGUUACCACUUCCAUGCCAUUACUGCUAGUGGUAUAGUGAUGAUCUGUUACUUUGUGAAUUUUCUCAUAUGAGCAGAGAAAUUAAUGUACCCAAGUGGAAUAAAAAUUCUCAGCUGUGGCAUGAGUAAUGAAAAAAAUCACCUAUCACCUAUACUGGUGUCUGUACUAGUAUAAGACUUCCCUUACAACGGUUUGAAACAGCCACCUGUGAGUCACUGAUACAGGAACAUUUCUACCUAUAUUGCUGACCAGUAAUUCUGAUCAUCACUUGCCUGAAAACACCUCUGAGUUUGCUUAUUCCUGAGUAUGUGUGUUAAAAUCUGGGUGUUCUUGUUCUGAAAUGUUAUGUAUAAUGAUAUUUUUCAGAAUCUUCUGGGCAUAGGCCUUCCUCUGUUUCCAAGAUUAGGUCAAUACUGAGCCUUCUAAAGAAGGCCACCCCUCAUUUUCAGGUAGCUACAUAUUCAAAGACUACAUUCCCACAAGUGACUCUAGGUAUGGAGGCCCAUCUAGAGCUCUCAGGAUCCCAUUUCCAGAAGGGAUCUGCUCACAGCUUGGUCCUCAUGCAGCUGCAAAUGUGUUGUAUCAGUCCAUCAAAAAGGUUUUGAGAUUAGACAUAUGAAGAUGUAGGCUUUAAACAAUUAGAAGCACCAAUGAAAAACUUGGAUUUGAUUAAUGAAGUGAAAUAUUCCCACAUGAACAGUACAGGCAGCAUUUUAGGAAUUGACAUUCAUAUACUGCAAAAAGACUAAUUAUAAAGAUGCCAUAUGUGAUGCUGAGAUAUAAAAUCUAAUUUUAUCAGUAAAGCUUGAAAGCAGGUGUUGAUGACAGACAAUUCCAUUAAAAUUUCUGCCAAGGAAUCUCUAAGCAAAAAAACCAUUUUCACUCAGAAAGAAACUCUCAAUUUACAGCUAAGGGAGAGUAUAAGGGCCUAAGAAGGGAACAGAUAAAGAGCUUAAUACUGCACUAUCUGUGGGUAGAUCCUCCUACCUACUUCUGUGAUGUAGUCAAUUUUAAUCCUUUCAAGGGCUAGCAUGUACUUGUUUAAAAAAAAAACCAAAAACCAACAUGAGAGAACAGAUCAUAUGCGAUUUAAAGAGUAAUAAUGAAUCUGCAUAGAGUUGUUUUUUGAGUGCUCAGUCUCGUCCCUUACACAGUCGUACAGAGAUCAAACACUUGGAGUCAACGGGCAGAAGCCACUGCUUUCCUCUUUCUACAUCUGUGCUAGAAAACAGACUACUGGCACUCAGUGGGCAGAACAGUAUUUCUCUUCAGAUCCUACUGCUUUUCCACCCCAUUCAUUACAUAUAAUGUUCCAAUUAAUUUUUUUGUUUGUUUUACUUGGGAAGACUAGAGAGGUGCAGAAAUUAAAUUCAAGCUAGUUAGAAGAGAAAUUAAAAUGCUAAAGCUGAAAUUGUCUUGUUUGGAAGACUGUGUUUUUAAACCAUGACAAAGGGUGGCUCAACC